GAAGAAAAUAAGAUACCUUAUAAUUUAAUAAUUAUUUAGAUUUUUGGAAGAAAACUUCUCUUUCCAUUUCUUGACUCCAGGGGACUAGGACUGGAACUGGGGCCAGGGCUAUGAUGAUGAUUGUGCUCAACGUAACACAGAAGUGAGUUUUUGUCUCUGAUCCAAAGUAUAUUCGUCAGAAUUCUUUCACAUUGAUCGAAGAUGGAAUCGGAGAAGUUCAUUGCCGACGAGGUUCAGACAGUAAUCGAAUCGGCGAAGGCGUUGCAAGACUUAGCCGCAACUUCCAUUUCUAGAACAGCGCGAGAAGAAGAGGUUCUCCGUCAGCGAGUAUUCUCUCUAGACACGGCCUUUAUUAGUCUACGUUCAUCGAUUGCCUCAUCUUUGGAGAAAGGAAUCAUAUCUUCUGAAGAUGCGGAAAAGCUGGAAGAAAAGCUGUGCAGAGCUAGUUUUACAAUGACUGAAGGAGAUGCAGCAGCAUUUCUACCGAUUAAAUCCCAUGGUCGAUUUUUGCGACUAUUUCUUGGUCCAAUUAAUGUUUCUGCCUCGCAAAGAGAUGUCAAAUUGAAAGUUAAAGAGGAGUACAACAAAUUCAGAGAUAGAACAGCAUUUCUAUUUCUUGUCUUCCCUUCACUUCUACUUUUGUUGAGGUCAUGGGUUUGGAAUGGAUGCUUACCUGCAUUACCAGUUCAGCUUUACCAGGCCUGGUUGCUGUUUCUGUACACAGGUUUGGCUUUGAGAGAGAACAUACUUCGAAUCAAUGGAAGUGAUAUUCGACCAUGGUGGAUAUACCAUCAUUAUUUUGCCAUGGCAAUGUCAGUUAUCAGCCUCACCUGGGAGAUUGAAGGGGAACCAAGAUGCGCUCAUAAGCAGAAAGGGGUCCAACAUUUUCUCCAAUGGGCAAUAAUGCAAGGAGUUGCAAUGAUUCUACAAAACAGAUAUCAACGUCAAAGACUCUAUACACGUAUUGCUAUGGGCAAGGCUAGGAGAAUGGAUGUUGUCUGGGGAGAAACAGCUGCUGUAGAUGGCCAACUCUGGCUUUUGGCUCCUAUUCUAUUCAUGUUGCAGGGGUUUGAAGCAUAUGUGGGAGUGCUGUUACUAAAAUCAGCCUUUGUUGCCAGUUCUGAGUGGCAGGUAUUUAUAUGUGGGAUUCUUCUGAUAAUAAUGGCGGUUGGAAAUUUUGUGAACACAAUGCACACACUUAAGGGGAAAUCUCGAGUUAAAGCAAAAAUGAAGAGAAGCAAGAGCAAACAAGAAUUAGGUAGAUAAUAAUGAAUCUAUUUCUUCUUAAGUUAAAAUGUGUUGAAUAUAUCAUAUUUGUGUUGUUUAUUCUGUUAGAAUGUGAGCUUCUUUUUGUUAUUGUUUAGAAAGAGGGCUUCCUCAUAGUUUAUUUUAUGACAAUGUGAUAAAAUCACAAACCAAAAAGCUGUUUAAUUAUUUAUUAUUUACUUUAAGAUCCAAA
Messenger RNA from Impatiens glandulifera, 1459 nucleotides. RefSeq names its product transmembrane protein 120 homolog. NCBI's taxonomy places the organism in Eukaryota, Viridiplantae, Streptophyta, Magnoliopsida, Ericales, Balsaminaceae. Gene Ontology annotation, cellular component: membrane. The record is from RefSeq and is a predicted model, not a curated record. The transcript is spliced from 11 exons. The coding region runs from base 202 to 1266 and encodes 354 amino acids.